GUUCACACUCCACUCGCCUUAAGCGCCGCCGCAGCUACAUUGCUACAUUGCUGCAUCGCUUCAUCGGCUUGCUGACUUCACUUUCCUCCCCCAAGCAUUGUCACCACGACUUUACCAGAUCUUCUUCUAAUUUCUGAAUCGAGUCUUCUGAUAUUCCCUCGAGAUUUUUGAAUUCGGCACCCUCGAUAUUAUACCCCGUUUGUUUAUCGUCAGUUUACCCCGCGGCAUAGCUGAAGAAAAUACGUUCGUCUUAUUUAGAUCGCAAGGCUCUGGCUCAGCCAUCUUCAAAAUUGUUGUGCCGGCCGCUCAUAGUAUAGGAGGAACAUGGUUCCACCUUGACAUCGUCUAACAAGAGCUACGCGAUUCCGGUAUUAUAUCGGAAUACUUAUAUACUAACCCUGGGGUCAUCCACCUAUCCUAACCUCAGCUAUGACCAUGAACGCGGGAUACACAGUCUCACCUGCGUCGCUUGACCUUCGCGAUCACCUCAAUGAUCGCACACAACAACCCCGCCGCGACGCCCAGCCCAGCUACAACUACAACUACAACCAGAAGUGUCCUGUCACACCUAUUGAGUCCCAUUUGUUGUCGCCGUUUUCUUCUCACGUUCGAAGUAACUCUGCUUCUCCUACAACUAAUAUCAAUACUCCCGCGGACACCGUCUCCACAACCGACUUCUACCAGCCGAGCGAAUUCAGUAGCGACUUUGAUGACCCUUUCCUUGGUGUGGACUUCGACAUUCAGGGUGCAUUGCCCCAAUUUCUGGGGGGGUUUGACAGUAUUCAAGAACCCAUAACUCAUGUACCCGCUCAGAACGCCGGUCUUGGAGAUGCUCUAUAUCCUCUGAGUCCUCACCAGACGCCUGCCGUCCCGCCGACAGCAACCUUUGGUAACGUCGUAGAGGCCUGUGCCGACUUGGCGAGUUCUACUGAAUCUCAGCAUUUCGCAAACCAAGUUCAGCCUUUUACCCACUCCGUCAAUUCAAAUCAGUCCGCGCCCCAGCUCACACCUGACACCAACGGCGGCAGUUUUUCGAGUGACGAGAGCAUUACGCCGGCUACCCUCGCUAUGGCUACCCAAAGUCCUCGCGUUACCGUUUCCAUGUGGAAUCGGGAUGAAGAAGCUCCGAUACAAGGUGUUGAGAGGUCAUUUACUAGCAGCGCUGAAAGCCCUCGAACUACGCCCGGUUUACAAAAUCUGGCCGGCGAUUUAGCUGGUGAAAAUACCAGCGAGGGUAUCUCGGCAGUGCCGCGAGAUGCGCAUGGUAACUGGUUACCACAGUCUGCCGGAGGAUAUCGAGGCCUUGCUCCAGGUAACCGCCCUUCUGAGGAGGUACCAAGUCCUAACCAACAAGCCACUCGAAGGGAACGUGCCGAAAAGAAUAAAGAAGUUUUCGAAUGGGUUUCCCGAUCGGCCGGUGACCCGAGCAAUGUUUCUGGCGGUGCAGAGGGGUUUCCCGGUAGGGUUGCCGGUCGGCAGGAUUCGGAAGAUGACAACAUCCCUUCCGCCGAAAUACCCCUAGGAGAUGCAACUGAGAAUAAGUACAUUCCUGGUCGGACAUAUGUUAACGUAGAUGGGCCAGGAGGGCCUAUCACGCAAGUUGAUAUUGAAAUAAUGCGACAGCUCCCUGCUUGGAGCGAUGCACCGGCAAUCCAUGCCAUUCAAUCCGGUUCUCAGUAUCAGCCUGCAACAUCACAGGCUGCCAUCGAAAGGUUCAAUCGGCAAUGUCAGGAUAACGACUCAAUUGUCUCGAGAGCAGCAACCUGGGGAACACGCAGGCGGAGCUUGCCCAGCAUUGUGGACAUGGAAGAGGUUCUAAGCGGAAAUAUCUUCAAAAAGCUAUCUAUUAGUAGUCAUAGUCGCCGGCCAAGUUUCAUGAAGAGAAUCCCCAGCCUUGUGCGGAAGCCUAGCACCAGCCAACUACGGAAGCGUAAAGGAAGUAAUGCUAGUGAAGCCUCACCAGAAGAUGUUGGAGAAAGUGAGCGUCGGGAGUCUAAAGAUACGCUGGCACCGCCGCCACGUACCUCAAGCUGGGGAAUUAAUAAGAAGCAACCUCCCAGUAUAAACACUGCUUUAAUCGGAAUGGCUGCGGGAGCUGCCUCCAUCGGAACAACUCAUGUUCGGAACGGUUCAAUUAGCGCAACGGUAGCUUCGCCAAAAAGCUCAUUCGGAGCUCUUAGUAUACCAUCGGUUAAAAAUACCCUUUUGAGGCCGAGGAGUAGGACCGAACUUCCGAAGAGUGUCAACACGGAAUUCUUCUCUCACCCAAACCUUGUGGGUAUGUUGAAAAAGCAAGGCGGACCACCCGUCGCUGCACUAGCGGGGACGCGCUCUGUAAUAGAACAAGAUGACGACGAGGAUGAGGAUGAGGAUGAAGAGGGGUUUGAUGACUCGGACAUAAAGACUGAGCCGAACAAAUCGAAACUCAUUGAACCAACUUUCGCGGGUUUCCGGGAGCACGUACUUGAUCUUAAUCCUGGCCUUCCAAGUGAGAAUGGAUGGCUAGCCGACCGCAUUGCAUAUCAGAUGGUUAUACGCUAUAAACAACUCCAGAACGCCAAAAUUAAGCAUUUAAAUCAGGUUCGACAGCAGAAGUGUCUUAGCGGGACACAAUGCAUCGAUCUUGGUGGAUCAGCGGUUCCUCUUGAUGGCAAAGGGAACGAGCGCAGUUUUGACCCCUUAUCAGCUCGAGCAGAUUCUUCCGACGGCGACACCACGCCACUUGAAGGUGGUAUUAGCCCGGAAAGCUUUCCACAGGGCAUCCCUAUGCCUCCCACUUCGUCUCUCCCAGCAGAAUUUGAGUGUCAGCUAUGCUUCACGAGUAAGAAGUUCCAGAAACCUUCCGACUGGACCAAACAUGUCCACGAGGACGUCCAACCAUUUACGUGCACCUGGGAGAAGUGCCAAAAUCCUAAGAUGUUCAAGAGAAAAGCAGACUGGGUCCGGCAUGAAAAUGAAGGCCAUCGUCACCUCGAAUGGUGGACGUGCGACGUUGACGAUUGCCGGCAUGUCUGUUACAGACGUGACAACUUCUUACAGCAUCUCGUUCGCGAGCAUAAGUUCGCGGAGCCAAAGAUCAAAACGAAAGCUGCCAUAAAAAAAGCUGGCGGCGGUGACGGCACCUGGUGGAGAGUAGAAUCGUGUCACGUCGACACAUCAGUUAAGCCAUCUAACGAGCCUUGCCGGUUCUGCCGAAAGACGUUCCCGACCUGGAAAAAGCUUACGGUCCACUUGGCGAAGCAUAUGGAGCACAUCAGCCUUCCCGUCUUAGAAGUCGUCGCCAGGAAAGAGCUAGAUGCUGACACAAUCAUCAGUCCCAUACAGGAUCCUCCACGUCCCAGUUUCCCAUUGCCCCCAGUGAAACAAGAACCUCCAAGCUUUAGCCCAGGAAAUGCCAAUACACCGAUUUCCGUUCCCAUGUCUACAGGGCCGGUAGCGUAUCCCCAGGAUGACUUUAACUACAGCAUGGCCCGGAUGCCCGUACAAAAUCCCGUACAAAAUGACUACUAUAGCCCACACCCAAUAUCACGGUCAUAUAACGAGAUGACGCCUAACCAAGGGCCUAGCUUGAUGAUACCCAAUUAUAACAACAACCCACAUUCACCCCAACCUCCAUACCAAUCGGUACCCGUCACUACAAUGCCAUCGUUUGACCAACCUGCAAAUACUUACGUGAAUUUGCAACCUCAGCAGGACGGUUUGGAACAAUUUCCUGCAUUCGAUAUGAACGCUCUAGGGAUCCAGGAACCGACCGAGUCUUUGUGCUACGGUAACCUCGCAGCUGGUAAUAUCCAACCUGUCGAGCAGUAUUCCAACCACGGUGGCUCCGUCUCACCUUAUCAGCGGUCACCUCACCCAGGCCAAAAUGACUUUUAUAGUUCGUGAGCGGAAACGUUAUUUGUGUUUUGCAAUAUACUUUGCGAUACCUCCUUAUGAUAGAUACCCUAAAGCUGGAAUGUGUAGGAUGUCCCACGAUGCUCUUGGGCCUACCUCUUACCUCCGUGAGAAACUUAUGAUAUCCUAUGGCGUUAUUUGGGUACAAUAUAUAUCUUUCUUUUCCUGACAAAAGUUACUUGGCUGAUAGACCACAAGACUAUCUCGUGGAGAUCAUCUUCACGCUACGUUAUAUUUAU
Daldinia caldariorum is the source of this 4133-nucleotide messenger RNA. RefSeq lists its product as uncharacterized. Lineage: Eukaryota; Fungi; Ascomycota; Sordariomycetes; Xylariales; Hypoxylaceae. The transcript has a single exon. The record is from RefSeq and is a predicted model, not a curated record. The coding region runs from base 430 to 3885 and encodes 1151 amino acids.